AUGGACCCAGGGCUGCAGCGAGCACUCAACCCACUGGCCCCGUCUCAAGACACAGCCAUGCAUGUGCCCGCAGGCUCUGUCACCAGCCACUGGGGAACCACGGGCCGCGGGUACUUCUGCUUCACCACGGCCUCGCUGGCGCUGUGUCUCGUCUUUGCUGUGGCGACCAUUAUGGUGCUGGUAGUUCAGAAGACGGACUCCAUUCCCAACCCGCCAGGCCAAUUCCCCCUUAAAGGAGGGAAUUGCUCAGAGGACAUCUCAUGUAUCCUGAAAAGAGCUCCAUUCAAGAAAUCAUGGGCCUACCUCCAAGUGUCAAAGCAUAUAAACAAAACCAAGUUGUCUUGGAACAAAGAUGGCAUCAUCCAUGGAGUCAGAUAUCAGGAUGAGAACCUGGUGAUCCAGUUCCCCGGUUGGUACUUCAUCAUCUGCCAACUGCAGUUUCUUGUGAAAUGCCCAGAGCAUUCUGUCGACCUGAAGCUGGAGCUCCUCAUCAACAAAGACGUUAAAAAGCAGACCCUGGUGACAGUGUGUGAGUCUGGAGCACAAGCCAAAAACAUAUACCAGAACCUCUCCCAGUUCUUGUUGGAACACCUCCAGGUCAACACCACCAUAUCAGUCAAGGUGGAUAAAUUCCAGUAUGUGGAUACAAACACCUUUCCCCUUGAGAACGUGUUGUCCAUCUUCUUAUACAGUAGUUCAGACUGA
Messenger RNA from Budorcas taxicolor (takin), 705 nucleotides. It is a transcript of the gene TNFSF8, whose product is annotated as TNF superfamily member 8. The coding region runs from base 1 to 705 and encodes 234 amino acids. Gene Ontology annotation, cellular component: membrane. The transcript has 4 exons. Gene Ontology annotation, molecular function: tumor necrosis factor receptor binding. NCBI's taxonomy places the organism in Eukaryota, Metazoa, Chordata, Mammalia, Artiodactyla, Bovidae. Gene Ontology annotation, biological process: immune response; CD8-positive, alpha-beta T cell differentiation. The record is from RefSeq and is a predicted model, not a curated record.